Alternaria hordeiaustralica is the source of this 1293-nucleotide messenger RNA. RefSeq lists its product as uncharacterized. The coding region runs from base 1 to 1293 and encodes 430 amino acids. The record is from RefSeq and is a predicted model, not a curated record. Lineage: Eukaryota; Fungi; Ascomycota; Dothideomycetes; Pleosporales; Pleosporaceae. The transcript has a single exon.
AUGACCUCUCUCAUUGACCUGCUGAGUCCGCGACUCGGUCCGAUCCAGACUUGCCUCCUGCAGUACCUCGAUCCUGGCGCUAUCGCAACACUGACUGCGGCAUGCAAAGACUUCGGUUGCCUUUGGCCCAGGCUCAUGGCCUCGGCCUACAACAUCGACCACCAACUCCGGAACUUCUUCACCAACCCCAAAGAUUUUAGGUCCGCGCAAGGAGAGUCGGGUGCUCUGAUCUUCGACGGUGUUUGCCCAAACUUGCUAAGGUUCUUCACGCGAGGCGACAACCGUAGGGUGAAAACUCUCAUUCUUCACAUACAAGAUGAACAUACAGACCCGAUGGUCACAUACCUCGAAACGGAAGGUUACACCCUCCAAGAUCCAAACGAAAUGUAUCCUGGUACGCCGCAAUGUGGCAACGGACAAAUGGCGUUCCGGAAGAAGCCCUAUUGGGUGAACAUCGAACAUCACAAAACCUCUCCAAUUCAGAGGCUGUUGGAAAGAGCGACGUCAGAUAGACUUAUGUUCCUGUCGUGGAAUAAAGCGUACGCCAUAUUCCCGGUCGAGACACUGGUGAAGCAGGAGUGUCUUUUGCUGUCAGAUGGGGACGCCAUUCUUGAGAUAGAAAUUGGUCGCUUCGAGCGCCAGCGACGUACUAAGAGCGAUGCAAUUACUGCAGUCUGUGGGAUUACUACACAAGAAGGAGAAAGUCGCAAAACCGGACCUACAGUAAUUAUGUCGGCUGGCAAAACCAACGAAGGCGGAGAGGAACUUCACUACGACAUUGCGAAGAAUCCGCCCCCUUCGACCGUCCGGAAAGUGGGCGACAAACGUACCUUGUGUCUCCAGCUUGACACUGAAGGCGUGAAAGCUCCCACUACACCUGAUGCUGUCCUCGAGUCAGCGAUGUUUCUCCUUCGACGUUACGAGAACCCGUUUGUUUCGCAAUACCACGAAGUUCAGCACCCACGACAUUCGAUCCAGUUCAUCUCACUCGGCCAUCCCAUACUAAAGCACACAUACCUGAUCCCGACAACCAACGACCACUUGUUCGCCAGCAAUAAUGACUUGACGCACAUAAUGGAAGAUCUGAGGAUCAAGCUAGAUGGUCUGACGCUCAAAGAGAUGGAGAAGGUCCCGGAAGCUGAGCGCCCAAUUGAAUUCGCUCGGGUUCGAGAUGCGCAUGAAAGCGGUAGCAUACUCAGAGACACGUUCCCGCUGCCUGUCGACUGGACGUUCUAUGACGACGAGGUUCUUGAAGAAUUAGGGGUUGCUUGGGAGAGCCGGGACGGUGUAUGA